CCAAACCAAGAUUUUCUCUAAUCAGUGUAUCUUUAAUAAUCUUUAAUCAGGAAUAUUAUUGCUUAAUAAUCUUUAAUCAUACGAACUGGUCAAUCAGCAGCCGUGCAUGGUAAAGCUUAAACAUAACCAUGAUAAAAAAAAAAAAAAACACACUCGAUCAGCCUAGCUAUACCCUUCUUUUGUAAAGAUGUCCAGGAAUACUUAGCUGAGGACGUCGACCUCCUACAAUGUCUAGUAACUUAAUCCUAUAUAAAGCCUUGAAAAUGUGAUGAUACAUAGAGAUAAACAAUAAGGGGAACAUCUCAAAAGAACCAUGCAAGAACAACAGGAACAACAAUCUCUUGCAUGCAUGCAUACAUCUUGAAGCUUUAUAUAAUUAAAUUAGAGUUUGGAUUUCGAUAUGGCCGAUAUGCAAAUUGUUCCUGCCUGCAGAAACGUAGAGGCGCAGUAUGUGGAGAUGAUGGUUCCUCUCUAUUCUCAUGGAUGUGAGAAGAAAAUAAAGAAGACCCUCUCCUAUCUCAAAGGGAUAUACUCAGUGAAGGUGAAUUAUAACGAACAAAAGGUGACGGUAUGGGGAAUAUGCAACAAAUACGAUGUGCUUGCAACCGUAAGGAGCAAGAGAAAACACGCAUGUUUUUGGAACCCUAAAGACAAUAUCGCCUUAGAAGAUCAAUCACCAGAACCACCAGCGGUGACAAUACCACCACCUUCCUCUCCUUCUCCUAUUCAUAAUAGUUCAAGUGGUAAAUACACAAAGCCUUCUUUGGCUCUGAUUAGGGUUCGAUCUUUGAGCUGGAAAGCAUGGACUCCAUGGAAGAAAGUUUUCAAUAGGUCUUAUUCAUUACCCUCAAGGAUGAAGCUCAACGUUAAUUGAUUAUAUACAACGAUCGAUAAGAAAAUGUAAAAGAAGAUAAUGCUUGCUGCCUUCCUCUUGUUGCAAUUUGGAUUAGAUAACUACCAUGUACUUUAGUUGUGUGGAAUUUAAUCAUCUGCCAGUAGAAGCUGGUAUUGUAUAAUUACCGCUAAAGCUUAGUUAUCCCUCUACUUGAGAUAGAGAGUUAAAAUAAGUAUACACUCGUGAUAACACACCCAAAAUAAGAAGACCGAGUCAAAUCGAUAUGUAAAAAUCUCACUGUAGUGGUUCGUAAACCAGACUUCCUCCAUUGAUCGGCAUCCUCUCACUCUGGUAGUCAAAAGAAAUUGGGUACUGGUCUUAUCUAUCCCCUCUUUCUCUUUAUAUUCAAAAUUAUUUGGCACGAUUUGACAAGUUUAUUCCCUGUUAACUCUUUGGUAGGGUAAGCAUGAUGAUCAUGUGCCCAUAUAGUUACCAAUUUACUGCAAUUCAGAAUUGUAAUACUACCUAAAUAAAAUGACAUAUGCAUGUACAAAUGCACGAAAAUCACAUAUGUUAAGUUAGAUACUUGUGGGAAAGCAACAAAAAGCAGAACCACAUGGCAUUUUCCUCAUUUUCCCCUGCUGAUUUGAUGCGAAUUCUCAAGCAUAAAAAUAUGGUUAGUACACAAAAACUUUUCUAACUUUUAAGCCACUUCACGCCCAUCCAUCCAAAACCCUCCACUGGGUUCUUGCCACAUCAGCCAACAAAAAGUGGUGAGGUGAGUACAAACAAAAGUCUUAUAACCAGGCGAACAAAACGUGAUUAAUACCACUCUAAUCAUUAAAAUUUACGCCUAAGCUGACCAGAAAUGUGAUUACCGUGUACGUAAUCUGGGUGAAGAAGUCUCACCAUAUGGUAAUUUUCGUCCAUAAUCCACAUUAUGCCUAACUCGAUCGGAAAAUAAAUAGAAGAUACCAGAAAGUUGAAAAUCCAACCAGAGAUAAAAUAUAAUCUGUAUGCAUAAUCUACAUGGAUUUAUAUGCAUUUUUUGCCGUCACCUCACCUGAUAUCCAUUACCUUUAAAAUCAAAUUUGGCUAAAUAAAACCCACACGUUACACCAACUAAAAGGUAUAUGUAAAGUCACCAACCAUCUACGACUUUGAAACAAAGCUUUGAAGGCGGUAAUUGCUAACUAUAUAGCUACCUACCAAUCAAUACCUCUCUCUCCCUCUCCCUCAGUAGCCGCUCUCGCUCUCUUGAACGGAGGCUCUACAAUUUGCGGGGGUGAGAAAAUAAAUUAUAAAAGAAGGGAUGAUAAGGGUAGGCAUUGUUGCAGAGCUGCUAGGGUUAUACACGGCAGCCCUUGCGAGGAUGGCGGAGGAGCUCGUACCAGCAAGGCGGCACAAUACCAGUUUUCGUGGUCUCGUGAAUAAUCUUCGUCUAGCUUCUCGGCCGGCCUCCACUUACGACGCUGGUUCUUCCUUUUAUCUAUAUUUUUAAGCUAGUGUACAUCACUGAUGGAUACACUCCUGAGAUGGAUUGGGCGGCUUUCUUUCUCUAAUUGGUUGCUUAAUUUGCACGUCUUUCAUUGAUAUCUUUUUUAUUUGGUUACUUUAUCUGCAUUCAUUUUUGGAUGCUGCAGUAUGCUUCCAUGAAAACGGUGUAUGUAUAUGAAAUUCUUUGUUUUCUGCAGUAAUCUUCUAUUAGUUUAAUUUAUCGUAAUUAGUCAUACAUGCAUAUGUAAUCUUGGAUCAUAUAUUAUACAAGUUUUAUAUUGCAGGCA
Pyrus x bretschneideri (Chinese white pear) is the source of this 2619-nucleotide messenger RNA. RefSeq lists its product as uncharacterized. Gene Ontology annotation, molecular function: metal ion binding. Bases 401 to 874 code for a protein of 157 amino acids. The transcript is spliced from 2 exons. The record is from RefSeq and is a predicted model, not a curated record. NCBI's taxonomy places the organism in Eukaryota, Viridiplantae, Streptophyta, Magnoliopsida, Rosales, Rosaceae.